AUGUCACCCAAUCCCUCCAUAGCAGCCUACGGCUUCACAGCCGUCCCCCGCUCCGUCACCGCGCUCCUCUCUCUCUCCACCGCCUCCGCCGACUCCCUCGCGGUGCCAAUCACCAUCUCCUCAAUCCCCAUCCCCUCUUCGCCGCUAGCGAGCAAGGUGCAAGAGUACGCGCAGAAAGAAUUAGCUGUCGAGACUUUUAAUCACAGCAUGCGUGUUUACUAUUACGGCCUUGCAAUCCUCCAACACGCAUUUCCAACCUGGUCCACGCCCUCCUUCACCGAAACCUACUUCCUAUCCUGCAUGCUCCACGACAUCGGCACCACCUCCACCAACCUAGUCUCCACGCUCCUAUCCUUCGAGUUCCACGGGGGUCUAAUUUCCCUAUCCCUCCUAAAAGGCCUCUCCUCACCCAUCGCACAAGCCGAAAGCGUCGCGGAAGCCAUCAUCCGCCACCAGGAUCUCGGCACAACAGGCACCCUAACGCGCAUGACGGCGCUCCUGCAACUAUCCACCAUCCUCGACAACAUGGGCGCGAACCCGCACCUCGUGGCCACGGCUACCAUCGAGGACGUCGUCAAGGCCUAUCCGAGACGCGGGUGGAGUGCGUGUUUCGCGGCGACGAUCCGUAGGGAGAAUGGCUUGAAGCCCUGGGCGCAUACGACGCAUUUGGGGGAGUUGGAUUUCCCGACGGGGGUUGAGGGGAAUGCGUUGAUGGCGCCUUAUGAUGGGUGA
Messenger RNA from Lachnellula hyalina, 732 nucleotides. RefSeq names its product Cyanamide hydratase (gene CAH). Bases 1 to 732 code for a protein of 243 amino acids. The transcript is spliced from 2 exons. NCBI's taxonomy places the organism in Eukaryota, Fungi, Ascomycota, Leotiomycetes, Helotiales, Lachnaceae. The record is from RefSeq and is a predicted model, not a curated record.